GGCAUACCAACACAGGCGGUGUAGGUGAUCUUAUUAGCCGUAAAUCACGAAAAGGUCAGAUGGAUUUUAAUCCCACAAGACUUACAAAAACGAAUUGUUCAUACUAAAAUAUGGCAACAGAAUAUACCAAUGAAUUAAUUAUGUAUAUAUACUAACUAAUACGCACCUUUGUUCGAGGGUAGAAUAGUUUUUUAAAACAACCAGGUGAUGUCUCGUUCAAUGUCAGUAUUGCUGGUGGGAGAAGGGAAUUUCUCCUUUUCCGCUGCUUUGUGUAGCUUGCAAGCUCCAUCGCAGAUGAGCGUCACGGCCACUUGUCUGCAAUCGCAGGAGGAGGCACUGCGGCAGGAGGGUGCAUCCAAUAACAUUCAGACCAUCAAGGACUCCGGUGGAAGGGUGCUGUUCGAGGUGGACAGCACAAAGCUUGAGGAAAGUGUGUCCUUGCAAGGCCAUGUCUUUGACCGUGUGGUAUUUAACUUUCCACACUGCGGGAGGAAGAGUGGUGUUAAAAAGAACCGUCAACUUCUUAAAGACUUCUUUCUCAGCUGCAUUCAAGUGCUGACUGAAGACGGAGAGGUCCACAUUUCCCUGUGUAAUGGACAAGGCGGGACGCUGGCUGACCAGCCCAAGCGAGAGUGGCACAACAGCUGGCAGGUGGUCGCUAUGGCAGCAGAGGCGCACCUCAUCCUUAGUGACGUCCGCCCUUUCCAGAGUGAGAAAUACCACAGCUACAAGUGCACCGGAUACAGGAGCCAGGAUAAAGGCUUUCAUUUGGAGAACGCGUUGCUCCAUGUGUUCACUCGCAGCGUCCCCUUCAGUUGCCCUCAAGUGUGUAAAGUGGAGGAAGUUGUUGAAGCACAGAAGGUCCAGUACAACAUACCAGCAGAGCUCAGUGAUUUCAUGUCCAGGGAGUUCCUUUCAUCAGAUUCUGGCCAUCCUGUCAAACUGGUGCAAGACUUUCUAAUCGAAAGGCUACAGGAAAAGUGGGCUGUCACCAUGGCGACACAGACUCCUGCUUUCCUCCUCACGGUUGAACAGCUGCAUACAUGCUGCCCUGAUAUUAAAAACACACUCUGCUACUGGAUUCAUGCCUGCCAGAAAGAGCUGGACUGUGAAGCUUGUAGCUCCACAGAUAAAGAUGGGGGUAAGAAGUGUUCUGACAUCAGGACAAAUUGUGCUAGCUCAAAGCGAAUGGACAAGGUGAGGACUAGUAAGUUAUUAGAUGGGAGAAAGUCACUGUGCUCUCCUGACCCUGAGGGGGACAAUGCUGGUUAUGUGCUGUGUCCGUCACUGCGCCCCCACAUGGAGGAGAUUCUAUCGAAAAAAGGGUGGACUCAUGGAGAGACAGAAGUGGAAGAUAAACAGAGCUUGAAUGGUGUGAAAAGCUUGCUGUUUGGCAUCAGUGGUUUGGUGUUCCACAAUGUUCCUAUCAACCAUUGGGCUCAGCCUGUCUUUCACGAGCUCCUCCUCUGUGGUGUUUUCCUUAAAAAGUAUGAGCCAGCAAAAGUUCUUGAGGAAACUUUGGAGAAGCUGCUAGCUCCCUAUGGUGUCUACAUGGUUACCAAGCAGGAAGGCAUGCAUCUGAUGGCCAAGCCAAUGGGGUUGAUUGGUAAAGUGCUCACAAGUGGCACAAGCAGCCAACUUAGCUUGAGUGUGUCUUUGAAUUUGGACCUCCUGGCUGUGCUCAUGUUCACUCUCCCAGACUGGCGACUACUUUGGUCACAUGACCCACGUUUCUCGAAACAGUUUGAACUCCGCCCGUCACCUGGAACACCUUUCACCCCUUUCUCCCUCUUCCCUGAGCUCUUCAGUUUUGAUAUCAGUUUCUGGACAGGGACGACGUGGGACGAGAAGAAGUUCCAUGCGCUGGUCCGAGAGGUCACCUGUGGGACGGUGGAGCACGUUAAACUCAUUGACAGAUUCUCACAUCCGGACCUGUGCCAGACCAGCUACUGCUACAGACUCGUCUAUCACUCACACACACACGCACUGUCUCACACUCAAGCCCUCCAGUUUCACAAACGCUUGGAGUCAUUACUUUCCUCACGCUUGGAAGUCACAAUCAGGUAGCAGCUAAAUAUUUGUU
Molecule: messenger RNA, 2083 nt
Organism: Dunckerocampus dactyliophorus (ringed pipefish)
Lineage: Eukaryota; Metazoa; Chordata; Actinopteri; Syngnathiformes; Syngnathidae
Gene: fdxacb1
Product: ferredoxin-fold anticodon binding domain containing 1
Exons: 5
Coding region: 208-2067 (619 amino acids)
Biological process (GO): rRNA base methylation
Cellular component (GO): cytoplasm
Molecular function (GO): rRNA (uridine-N3-)-methyltransferase activity
Source: RefSeq, a predicted model, not a curated record